Molecule: messenger RNA, 1341 nt
Organism: Menidia menidia (Atlantic silverside)
Lineage: Eukaryota; Metazoa; Chordata; Actinopteri; Atheriniformes; Atherinopsidae
Source: the annotation of a GenBank genome assembly
AAUGUUUUACAGCUCAUCUCAUAUUUUACGCAUCCACGGGUCAGCCUGUAAAAUAGUCAAAUAGUAAAGAAGCACGCCACCAGACACAACAUGGGUUACAUAACCGCUAUAACCAGAGCUCAAAGCACCCAUCAGGCCUCAGAUUUCUGCUCCUGUUUGUGGCUGGUGGGAAGGGGACGUAGUGAGAGGGCGGGCUUUGCUGCCCGGUCAGCUGCUGACUGAACUGCCUGCUGCUUGCAGGCUGGCACCGGAGAGAGGGGGGGCGGGGCAGUCAUCCACACACACUGUGCAAUGGAGGACUCAAUUGAGGUGAUUCUGCAAGACCAGGGUGGGGUAUUCCCAACCAGCAGACCCCAUCCCAUUGUGUCUGCAUGCACAGGUGCUCUGCUCACAGGGUUCUAUGCAGUAUGGAGCCUCUUUUCUAUGCCUGGAUUCCGUAAAAUCCCCAUGAAACUUAAGGUUCCUUACUUGCCAUCCAGUAAAAAUCAGACACAGAACGUUAUGAAGCUGCUCGAAGGACGGAGAGGGCGUUUAGCGGAUCUGGGAUCAGGGGAUGGAAGACUGGUGUUUGCAGCCUCCGCUGCUGGUUUCCAGUCCACUGGAUUUGAGAUUAACUCCAUUUUGGUGACAUAUGCACAAUGCAAGGCCUAUUGGGGAGGAAUCCCCUCCAGCCAGGCAACGUUUGUGAAAAGUGAUUUCUGGAAAACCGAUCUCUCCUCUUACAACAAUGUGACGGCUUUCCUUGCUCCCGGAGUGAUGGAGGCACUGGAAGAAAAGCUGUUGACUGAGCUUCCUGAAGAUGCGUGUGUCAUCUCUUGCCGUUUUCCCUUUCCUAACUGGCCAGAAAAAUCAUCUGCUGGCUCUGGACUUGAUAAGACUUAUGCUUAUGAUAUUGGCACAGUACGCUCACAUUGUAGAAAUCCCCCAAGUGCAGCAUCAAAAUAAGUCAAAAUCUCUUUCCAGGACUAUAAUCCUAAAGUUCACUCAUUUGUCCUGGAAUUUUCUUUCUGAUUUGAAAACGUAUGAGUUGAAUAGACGCUCUAAAGAAUAACAUCUGAAAGAUGACUGAACCUUUGUGAUGAGAUGGCUUAUUGUUUGUGUCCAAUAUUUGCACUUGCCAAAUAGCAUUUUACAUACUGCUGAUGAAUUUAGUCGAAUACUGCCAUGCACCAUGAUCUAUUCUAUAGUUUUAUGUUCUGACCCUUAAAAGUCAAAUGAGAAUAGUAACAAAGACAAGAGAUGUGACCUUACCCUGAUAAUCCUGCUUAUACCUGUAGGAGUCUGUUUGUGGCUCAGCUGUAAAACAUGAAGUAUAAAAUAUGUCUAUUUUCUGAUGAAUAG